Hyla sarda is the source of this 5305-nucleotide messenger RNA. RefSeq names its product zinc finger protein 628 (gene ZNF628). The transcript has 2 exons. The coding region runs from base 397 to 3687 and encodes 1096 amino acids. Gene Ontology annotation, molecular function: RNA polymerase II cis-regulatory region sequence-specific DNA binding; DNA-binding transcription activator activity, RNA polymerase II-specific. Lineage: Eukaryota; Metazoa; Chordata; Amphibia; Anura; Hylidae. Gene Ontology annotation, biological process: regulation of transcription by RNA polymerase II. Gene Ontology annotation, cellular component: nucleus. The record is from RefSeq and is a predicted model, not a curated record.
GCUGUAUACAACUACAUAAAGCAAGCGACAAAAACCAUAGUGGCUUUCAUAGCAACCAAUCAGAGGGCGCCUUGCUGCGGUGUAGAAAAUGAAAGCAGCCAUCUAAUUGGUUGCUGUACUUUUUCCCUAGAUUUAGCUGUAAAAUAGGAAACCAGAGCCAUAGGAAACCAGGGCUUUUUUUUUAGCCCUCACUGCUACAUACACCCCACCCAACCCCCACUUCCUGGCUUCCGGGUGGCGCGUCGAAAUGACGUCACUGGCCGAGCCGUCGCGCACGGAAUGAACGUCAUCAUGAAGAAAUGAAGGCCUGAGAACGGGAUAGGAGAGUUCCUGCACAGCUCGUGAGUGACCGACGGGAUGUGACCGGAGCCCGGGACGGCUGCAAAAUUCUUCAAAAUGGAAGUACAGAUGUCAUCAGUACAGCAGCAGCAGCCUCUUGUACAGUCUACAGACACCAGCAGCCAUCAGUACGAGUGUCACGAGUGUGGGAAAGUCUUUAAGUGGUCGUCCAGACUAAUUCAUCACCAAAGGACUCACACUGGAGAGAGACCGUACAAAUGCUCAGAAUGUCCCAAGGCUUUUAAAGGCUCCUCAGCUUUACUUUAUCACCAGAGGAGCCAUACCGGGGAACGGCCAUAUAAGUGCGGAGACUGCGGCAAAGCCUUCAAACGUUCAUCCUUGUUGCAGAUCCACCAAAGUGUCCACACUGGAUUCCGGUCUUUCAAGUGCAAUGUUUGUGGCAUGGCGUUCAAGUGGUCCUCUCAUUAUCAGUACCAUAUGAGACAACAUACUGGUGAGAGGCCAUACAAGUGUAACAUCUGUGAAAAGGCUUUUAAGAACUCUUCUAGUUUGAGACGACACCGAAACAUUCACACGGGAGAGAGGCCUUAUGUGUGUACUGUAUGUGGCAAGGCUUUUACUCAGUCUACGAACCUGAAGCAGCAUGAAAGGAUUCAUACCGGGGAGCGUCCCUACAAGUGCAAUGAAUGUGGUAAAUCCUUCACCCAUUCCUCUAACCUUCUUCUGCACCAACGCACACAUACUAGUGGGCAUACACACAAAUGUGACUUGUGUGGCAAGGUGUUUAUUUCCGAAGCUUUCCUGCAAAAGCAUUUGCAGUCGCACACUAAUGAACCGACUUUUGUGCAAGCCGAUACCGAAGUUUACUUCACUACGGCUGGGGACGUGGAGACCGUGGAGAUGCUCUAUAAAUGUGGCACAUGUGACUUGACGUUCAAGAAUGAGAACUUGCUACUUGAGCAUCAACAGAGCCAUGCAGACGAGCAGAUCUUUUCUUGCACUUCUUGUGAUAAGACGUUUAAGAAUGCCUCAGGGUUAUCUCGCCACCAAUUUACACACUCUAAUGAACGGCCUUAUAAAUGCUCCAUUUGUGAGAAAACAUUUGUGCAGCUGUCUAACCUCUUGAUGCACCAGAGAACUCACACCGAAGAGCAACAGCUGAUACAAACUGAAGCAGAGGUCACAUGUCCACAAACCAUAGAAAUUGUUCAACCUUAUACAAUGACGACCCCUCCCGAGACUGUGGACCGCCCAUACAAAUGCACAGACUGCAAUAAAGCCUUUAAAGGUUCUUCAGGACUGCGUUACCACAUGCGAGAUCACACAGGAGAGCGACCUUACAAAUGUUCAGAAUGUGGUAAAGCUUUUAAACGCUCUUCGCUACUGUCAAUUCACCAGCGGGUACACACUGGUGUCAGGGCAUUCAAGUGUGCCGAGUGCGGCCUCACAUUCAAAUGGUCCUCACAUUAUCAGUACCACUUACGGCUCCAUACAGGAGAAAGGCCGUAUAGUUGCACAGAGUGCGGCAAGUCCUUCAAAAACACUUCUUGUUUACGCCGUCACCGGCAGCUGCACACUGGCGAGCGCCCAUUUGCCUGCGUCAUGUGCGGUAAAACUUUUACUCAGACUUCUAAUUUACGGCAACAUGAAAGGACUCACACAGGAGAGAAGCCGUAUAAGUGUGAAAAAUGUGACAAAACAUUUACCCACUCUUCAAAUUUGCAACUUCAUCAACGCACACACUCCACCGACAGACCUUACAGGUGCACGGUUUGUGGCAAAGGCUUUGUCAUGUCCUCCUAUCUGCAGAGGCACAUGCGUACCCAUGCAGUGAACACUGGGGGGGAUGCAGAGUUGGUCACGCAAAUGCCACUUGGCACUCAGAAUGGACAAGUCACACCAACCACUCAAAAAGUGCAAAUUCUAUCUGAUAUACCUGCAACGUUAAAUUUAGAGGUUUGCAACCAAGCUCCUUCAAACAACUCGCAGACCUUUUUCUUGGUACAAGUACCACAACAGAACACUCCUAAAUUUAUAUUACUACCUUCUCAUCAAAUAUUAAAUUCGCAGCAGAAGCUACCUGUAGCCCCAAGUACUAAUACUAAUCUAGUUACGAUACCGAACAAUACGUGUCAGAAAAAUCAGAGCAAAGUUUCACGAAAGCGAACAAAGCAGAAAACCUCCAAUACAGUUUGUAACAUUGCAACCCCGAACAAGAACAUUCUCAUCAUGCCUAAUACUGGCCAAACGCUGUCUAGUGUACAGCCGCUUCAAUUUCAGACUCUUCAAAGUUUUCCCAGGGCACAAACCUUACCUAUGGGUCAGAACAUAAUUUUAUUGCAGAAUGUGGCCGAGCAGAGCCCUCUGCAGUUACCUACAGUUCAAGUCCAUCCAAUGCCACUUUCCCAGAAAGCCCCGAACCUACAAAUCCAGCAGAUAUCCAAUACACAAGAUGUAACUCUUCAAAGUUUACCUAGCUCUCAGGAAGUAUCAAACAUUCAAGUUAAGACCAUACCACCUUCCGAAGAAAUACCCAACAUCCAGACCCUGUCCAGCCCCCACAAUGUACAUAUCCACCAAGAGCUGCCCAAUGGCCAGCUCCAAACCAGUCCAACUACAACACAUCCUUUAGAUCUUCAUAUACAAGCUCUUCAGGAAACGCAUAGUAUGUCCAGCUUGCAGGAGAGUCAAAACUUGAUAGUUGUGCAGAAUUCUCCCGGUGAGGAGCUUCUUAGCACCAGUGAGAGCGUGGAAAGCUUGCAGUCUAUGGAAGAAGUUCAGGAUGUCCAUUUUGAAACCCUUCAGACUGAAGACGGUUUGCAGAACGUUCUGGUUUUGCAGAACGCUGACGGCGAGCAGACUCGGUUGUGCGUACAAGGAGUGGAAAACAUUCAGGGCAUUCAAGACGUUUCUAAUGUCCAGAUUCAGGCCAUGUCCAGUAUGCAGGAACCUGCAAACUCUGCGUCCGAGUGUCAGAAAGUAUUUAUUAUCCAGAGCUCUCAAGGCGAACAGACUCUGCAAGUGGUGGAUAACUUCCAAGCAGAUCAAAAUGUACACGUUGUAGAAAACAUUCAAGGGCUGCAGGCUGGGCAAAACCCACUGCAAGUUGGGCAGAACCAGCUUCAGAUGCUACCGGGCCUUCAGAGUCACAACACUGUACAACUCCCACAGAACGUGCAGCUGAGGACUCUGCCAAGCAGUCAGGGGCUUCAGGCUGUACAAAAUGUCCAGGGGCUCCAGAACAUACAGACUGUUAAUUCGGGGGGCCAGAACAUACAGACCAUCCAGUUAGUCCAGAAGAAUUCUGUUCAGGGGUUACAGCAUGUUUUACCGUAUAUUCAGAUUGUACAGAGCUCUCCGAAAGUUCAGCUUGUCCAUACUUUUUAAUGCAGGCUGCGAUAAAGACCAGUCGGCUCUACAGACAUGUCUGUAGCAAGGAGUCGCAAAGCUCUGCCGGAGCAUCUGUUAGAACUGUUCUGCUGUUCCUCUGUUAUUCCUCCUGGAAAUGUAAUAAUAAAUCAACAGUGUUUCAAUUUUACAUUGCACAGAAUCAGGCUUCUUAGUGCAGUGUUUCCCAACCAGGGUUCCUCCAGCUGUUGUAAAACUACAUCUCCCAGAAUGCCCAGAAUGUUGGGAGCUGUAGUUUUGCAACAGCUUAGUGCACACUGCUUAGUGCAGUGUAUCCCAACCAGGGUGCCUCCAGCUGUUGCAAAACUACAACUCCCAGCAUGCCCAGACAGCUGGAGGCACCCAGGCUGGGAAACACUGCACUAAGCUCUUGCAAAACUACAAAUCCCAGCAUGCCCAGACAGCCAAAGGCUGUCUGGGUAUGCUGGGAGUUGUAGUUUUGCAACAGCUUAGUGCAGACUGCUAAGUGCAGUGUUUCCCAACCAGGGUGCCUCCAGCUGUUGCAAAGCUACAUCUCCCAGCACGCCCUGACAGCCUUCAUCUGUCUGGGCAUGCUGGGAUUUGUAGUUUUGCAAUAGCUUAGUGCAGUGUUUCACAACCAGGGGGCCUCCAGCUGUCUGGGCACGCUGGGAGUUGUAGUUUUGCAACAGCUUAGUGCAGUGUUUCCCAACCAGGGUUCCUCCAGCUGUUGCAAAACUACAUCUCCCAGCAUGCCCUGACAGCCUUCAUCUGUCUGGGCAUGCUGGGAUUUGUAGUUUUGCAACAGCUUAGUGCAAUGUUUCACAACCAGGGUGCCUCCAGCUGUCUGGGCACGCUGGGAGUUGUAGUUUUGCAACAGCUUAGUGCAGUGUUUCCAUUCCAGGGUGCCUCCAGCUGUUGCAAAACUACAUCUCCUAGCAGCCUUCGGCUGUCUGGGCAGGCUGGGAUUUGUAGUUUUGCAAUAGCUUAGUUCAGUGUUUCACAACCAGGGUGCCUCCAGCUGUCUGGGCACGCUGGGAGUUGUAGUUUUGCAACAGCUUAGUGCAGUGUUUCCAUUCCAGGGUGCCUCCAGCUGUUGCAAAACUACAUCUCCUAGCCGCCUUCGGCUGUCUGGGCAUGCUGGGAGAUGUCGUUUUGCAACAGCUGGAGGCACCCUGGUUGGGAAACACUGGCCUAGUGAAAUGGUAACCACCAGUUUUCAGUUUUGUUUCUACAUUUCCAGGAGGAAUAAGGGGAAUGGCACAAAACUCUUUAAGAAAAGAUGCUGGAGAAUUUUAGAGUUCUUUUUUAAUUUCAUUUGCUUAAAAAACAUGCCUGGAAAGCUGCAAGGUCCCUUUUCGGAGUAUUUGUCGAAGCUGCCCUUAUAGUGGAGCUCCAGUCUUUGACAUUACACCAGUGCCUCUCCAUGCAUGAGAAUCCGUGGGCAGCCCGACCAUCUCUACAACGACUUGUCCAUAGUCCACGGCUCUACCUUCUCCUUACAGGCACCUACAGUUAUGCAUGGCAGUAUUUUACAGAAUGUGAAGGAUUUUGCUUCAUUUUUGAGUCUCCUAGAAUAUAAUCUAUUGUUUUAUAGUACGUGUAUUAAUGCUAUCACAUUAAGCAAUAUUAUGCCUAA